AUGCGCCCAGAAGUGGGUGAGACUUCUAGCCGCAGGAGAGGACCACCUGUCAGGACCUGCUGCCCACAGGAGGAGGCCGAGCAGAAAGCUGGGACAAAUGAAAGAAAUCCCAAACAUAGGGCUUUUGUCUUCCUCAAGUUUCAAGGACAAGAGCACGUUUCAAAUGAUCAGUCUAAUAUUUGUCCACAGCAAAAUCGAGAAUCACCAGGGUCUGCAACCAUACAGAAGACCACUAAGCCUCCUCGGAAUCAUCUGAAGACACAACACAACUUGGCUCGACUCAGAGACCCAUUGUUGACUUGCCAUGUCAGUGCAGACUCGACAAGCUGGGAGCAGCUCGGCACAAGGGGCCUUUGUGUCUUUUCUAGUGGCGCCUGGUCAAAGGACAGGGCCACAGCAAUGGGCAUUGCAUGCCAUAUCUCAAUGCUCAUGAGAACUAUGGAAAUAAGUGAAGCGCACUCAAAUGAGAACAAGAAGAGGUUCUUUAUUCAGAACUUUCCCUUGCAAAGGGGGUCGGCCACCAUCACUCGUGUUUGGCCGCAGCUCGAAGAAAGGGGGCAGAGCUUUCCAGUGGAAGAAGGAAUGGCCUCAGGUACACACUGAUUAGAGGCUGUCGGGAUGGGAACACUGCAGGUGGGCUACAUAGGAGUGAGGCAUCUUCUGGGAUUAGUUAGGGGUGCAUAUUUGAAUUUCUCUUGUUGGUUUUAAGUUGCAAGAAAGGGCAGAAAUUAGUUGUUAAUCACAUCCGGCCCUUUUUUUUUU
Molecule: messenger RNA, 762 nt
Organism: Leopardus geoffroyi (Geoffroy's cat)
Lineage: Eukaryota; Metazoa; Chordata; Mammalia; Carnivora; Felidae
Exons: 3
Coding region: 1-603 (200 amino acids)
Source: RefSeq, a predicted model, not a curated record